AUGAGUACAGUUAACGAAACCUCUAAAAAUAAUAACAAGGUGGAAGUUGAUGGGAUAUCCGUAUCAGUUACCGAUGAUGAAGACGAAGAUUUACUAGAGUACGACGACAAUUCUAUUGAAGAGGAAGUUUCUGAACCUACUCAUAAUAAUAAGGAUAAUAAUGAUAGUAGCAAUAUAAAUGAGGCUCGUGCAAUUGCAGAAACUUUACUGAAAAAAAAACUUCCCAAGAUCAUAGUAUAUUUUGAAGAUGAUACCUUUCUUCUUUUCGAUUACGAUUUAUCACAAGAUAAUGAUGACCUAACUGUUUCUGAUAACACGUUCCCCAUCAUCUGUGAUAAUCCAAGGUUUUUUAACACAAGUUGUACUGAAUUUAUGGCAUCUGUACGUAGAUUUUUGGAAAAAUACUAUAAUGGAGUGUUAUUCAAUAGCAAAGAAAUCCUGAUGGAUAUACCAGCUUUAGAUCUUACUCUUUGUGAGGAUAAUUUGUACAAUAAUCAAAUAUCAUUCAAUGAUAUUGAAACUAUAUUUAGAAUUCUGAAAGAGAGAUCAAUAGCGAAUUCUGAACUACGUGUCCCAGCUUAUAUGGAAAUUCGAAUUCAAACAAGACCUCGAUUUGUGUCUCGUUAUAAUGCCUUGGUGGAACUGACUGAAGGUGCUGCAACUUUACAAAACAUUAAACCUUUCAGUAAUAAUGAAGAUGAUCCUUUGAUACUGGACGAUAAUGAACUAUCUGCAGUUAAUCAAGGAGAAAAAAUAGUAAUGGAUCUUGAUGAAGAUGAUGAAGAUGGAAUGGCUAAAAAUCAACAAAGUAAUGCUAUGGAUGAGCCAAACCAUGCUGAUGAUUCUGAUAAUAGUUCAGAUGAAUUGUUAGAGAUAAUGACAGAUGAAGAAGGAGACAGUGAAAUGUCUUGA
Messenger RNA from Naumovozyma dairenensis CBS 421, 912 nucleotides. It is a transcript of the gene RMR1, whose product is annotated as Rmr1p. The transcript has a single exon. Bases 1 to 912 code for a protein of 303 amino acids. The record is from RefSeq and is a predicted model, not a curated record. NCBI's taxonomy places the organism in Eukaryota, Fungi, Ascomycota, Saccharomycetes, Saccharomycetales, Saccharomycetaceae.